AUUCCUUCAUUUUUUUUUUUUUACCUUUAAUAAUAUUGUAUUUAUUUAUUUUUUAUAUAUAAAUAUAUAAAAAAAAUAAAAAAAUAAAAUGAAAUUAUUAUUAGUACUUAUAUUAUCAUUUUUUGCAUUUUCCAAUGGUAAACUUGUUAAAAUCACUCACACAAGUGGAAAUCAAUGUAAUGGAAAAAUUCGUAAUAUUGAAAUUAUGUCAUUGUGUACAUUCAAAAAUAAAUAUGACCUUAGAGACAACCAAUUAACAUUUUAUGAUCGUAACAGCUCACAACCAUACACAUGUGAUAGUGAAAGUUUUGCAGGAUAUGGAACCACUGUAUCGUCCGGAAAAUGUUAUCCUGAUGGUGAAACAACUUCAUUCUCAUACUCCACCAUCGAAGGAAAAACUGUUGAAAAAGCACUAGAAAAUGUACCAGAGGGCUCCUGUAAUGAUAUUUAUUAUGUUGAUGGAGAAUGUAACAACAACUUUUAUAUAUCAACAUAUGUAAACAACUCCUGUGUUCCAAAAUGGGUAGAAGAAUACAAUACCACAGUCUAUAUUAAAGUUAACUGUGACAAAGAUACUUUAAAAACCUCUCUAUAUUCAUCUCCAGACUGCUCUGAUGCACCAAUAAAUGUUGCUCCUUCACCAUAUAAAAAGAGAAAUUGUGAUAAAACCUUCACUGCUCAAGGUACCAAAUCAAAUGAUGUAUACCAUUCAUUUGUUUACAAACCAAUUCCAUCAACCCCAUCAACCCCAUCAAACCAUCCAAAUCCAACCAAAAAUCCAUACCACGAUGACAAUUUAGAUCCAAAUAAUGCCAUUAAAGCUAUUCCAUCUCUUUUUGCUAUUGUUUUAGUAAUAAUUUCUUUAAUCUUUUAAUUUUAAUAGAGUUAUAAUAAAAAAAAAAAAAAAUGUAAAAAAAUAAAAUAUAAAUUUCUUUUAAAC
Messenger RNA from Dictyostelium purpureum, 940 nucleotides. RefSeq lists its product as uncharacterized. Lineage: Eukaryota; Evosea; Eumycetozoa; Dictyosteliales; Dictyosteliaceae. The transcript has a single exon. Bases 89 to 874 code for a protein of 261 amino acids. The record is from RefSeq and is a predicted model, not a curated record.